AAUGUAUUUCUGGACAAAUGCACCUAACAUUCAACAUGGAUGUGAAAGUGUACAAUGAGGUUCAAGAUUCAACAUAUUCUCCUGUCCAAGUAGAUAAACAAAAUAAUUGCGAUUUGAACAUUUUGGGAAUUAAGAUCGGUUCUAUUAAUGGAAUGAUUCAACGCUACGCCAACAGAUAUGUGCAAGCUAAGGAAAAAUUUUAUGAACUGCGAGGAGCUAAACUAGUUGCUGAACUAGAGAAUAAGCUAGGAGUUCAACUAGGUUCCACAGUAUCGGUUAAGCUUAACAAUCCAGAUGGAACUCCUAGACUCUGUCCUGCUGGGAGAAAGAAAAGAGAUGCAUCUUGCACGAGAAAGUCUUGCCCGGAAAGUUUCACCAGAAUUGGAGAGACUGAGAUGUGUCAGAAGUUUAUGGGCUUUAACGUUCCUGAUUGUAGUGUAUUCGGAAGCAAUGCAGUUCUGCAUCAAAGGGACAUCGGCAUCAGAGAUAAAUUGAUUUAUUGGUGUUGGACUCCUAGAGUCUAAAAUUUCACGUUGUUUGACCACGUUAAGAAGCUUUUCAAGAUUCAUUGAUGUAUUUUAUUCAUUGGACUUCAUAUUAUGUGAACUAAAUUUGUUGAAAUUGUCAAAAUUUUCAUAAAUAUACUUUUUAAAUUGGU
Eurytemora carolleeae is the source of this 658-nucleotide messenger RNA. RefSeq lists its product as uncharacterized. Bases 18 to 524 code for a protein of 168 amino acids. The transcript is spliced from 4 exons. The record is from RefSeq and is a predicted model, not a curated record. NCBI's taxonomy places the organism in Eukaryota, Metazoa, Arthropoda, Copepoda, Calanoida, Temoridae.